AAGCUGCUAAGUGCGAAUGCUCCGCAGUGAUAGGCGGGCCUGUGUCGCUGGGUAGUGUUGGACAAAGAAGUUGCGUAAGCGCGCUAAGGGUGGCUAUGCUGCCUUAUUAGGCAGCGCUGUGUCUGCUGCGGCAACCCUGGCGACUCGUCUGCCCACAUGUCCCGGCGGCCUCGGCUGGCCCUGCGCGCAGCACCAGACUCAGCUUCCAGUCUCCUGCACGCACGCGCUCCGUCCGGCAGUCAUGUCAGUGAAACCUCCAGGUGGUGAAUGCCAUGAUCUCUUUGGAGCAGAUUGUAAAGGAUCACCAGGUCACCUGAGGGUACUGAAACCACCAGGUGGAGGAUCAAGUGAUAUUUUUGGGACUGCACCUGUGGAACAGAGCCCCAAACGCCGCACCAAUUAUAUGCAGUCAUCAUUAUUCGUUGAACCAGAAUCUGUUAAUACUACACCUGCUCGUGUAAAGUCUGGUAAUGAUACCCACAAUAGAUUAUUUGGUGAAGUGACCACGAAACCUGUUACUCCAUAUUCAUUGAAAUCUAAAUCUAACCUUGGCUUUGGUGAUGAGCUGGAUAACACACCUGCUGCUAAUGGCAAGAACAUAUACUCUCCCAGAGAAGUCCGUCGUAACCCUGUUACUGGUGAUGGUAUUGAGAGUGCAGAUGGACUUAACAGAAAUGUACGGAGGAGGAUAAAUAAAUUUCUUGGAGAGGGCACCACUACCAAUGGCGUGAAAGAAGCAUCUGUUGCAAAUGGCAAUGAUAAUGCAAAUGAAACUACCAACAUUAAUGCCAAUGUCAACAAUGAAAACACUGCUGUCUCUGCUUCUGCUGCUUCGGUCCCUGCUGCCUUGGCCCCUGCUGCCUCGGCCCCUGCUGCCUCCACUGCUACAUCUUCUCCUGCACGAGCUGCCACUGCCCCACAGCGGAGCCGUGUCCCUCCGGGAGGCUUUUCUUCUGGGUUGUGGUGAAGCGAUACUGUCUUGAAGUAUUCCUCUUUGCGUGUGCUGAAUAAAAGUCCUAAUCUAACGUA
Messenger RNA from Schistocerca serialis cubense, 1029 nucleotides. RefSeq names its product microtubule-associated protein Jupiter (gene Jupiter). Gene Ontology annotation, cellular component: nucleus. The record is from RefSeq and is a predicted model, not a curated record. The transcript is spliced from 5 exons. The coding region runs from base 242 to 967 and encodes 241 amino acids. Lineage: Eukaryota; Metazoa; Arthropoda; Insecta; Orthoptera; Acrididae.